AUGAGCACAAGGCAGUUUGUUCCCAAAACAUUUGGGGAAGCCCCCCUGGUGGCUGCCCACGUCUUCGUGCCCAUCGACCCGCUGUGCAUCGAGCGCCCGCCGGGCAGGCAGGAGAGGCAGCCGGCCCCCCGGCCCCGGUUGGAGGGCUCGGGGGGGUCCGUGCCCCACAGCAGCAGCCCCCGCGAGCACCAGGCCUUCCUCCCCAGGGGCCCCUCGCGCUGCAGGGACCCCCCGGGCUUCGAGGGGCUGGUGGUCAAACCCCAGCCCCCGGGGCCCUGCUGCCCCUGCGGCAGGGGGGGCCUGAAGGCCGUGGCCUCGGUGCUGGGGGCCCUGCUGCUCUGCCCCUGCCUCCUCUACGGCGCCUACGCCUUCCUGCCCUUCGACGCGCCCCUGCUGCCCACCCCCAGCGCCCGCCUGCUCUACGCCCUGCGCUGCGCCACCUUCGCCACCUUCCCCAUCGUGCUGGGGAUGAUCGUCAGCGGCAUCUCCCGCCUCUGCUUCUCUGCCCUGGAGCCCUUUGGGGAGCUGCAGAGGGAGGUGGAGAUCCACCGCACCUUCGUCUCCCAGUCCAUCCACCUCUUCAUCCUCUACUUCUUCAACAUGGCUGUGCUGGUCACCUACCUCCCACAGGAGCUCCUCAAGCUCAUCCCUCUGCUCACGGGGCUUUUUGCCAUCUCCCGGCUGAUUUUCUGGCUGUCCUACGCCAUGGGACGCUCCUUCCGCGCCUUCGGCUUCAGCAUGACCUUCCUGCCACUCCUGGCCAUGCUGCUCUGGAACCUCUACAGCAUGUUCGUCCUGGAGCCCGAGAACCUCCUUGCUGUGGCAACACCAAAGCCCCAGGAGGGCCCCCAGGAGAGAGGAGCCAAACUGCGGUACUGGGGCUGAGGGAGAGGAGGUGCCUGGAGGUGCAGAGGGGUCGAGCCCACCUCACCACCCUCCCUUGGGAGCCUUGAGGUGGGGAGGGGUGGAGGAAGACCCAGCCCAGCCCCAGCAGGGUGUUGGUGGAGCUGUAGAGCCCUCUGCACUGCUGGGAGUUUCCUGCAGGAGGGUGAACAGAGGCUGGAGCAAGACCCAGUGAGCCCUGUUCCGUGAGGAUGGGGUGGGAUCUGCCCAACCUCUGGCUGCAGCUGGUG
Apus apus (common swift) is the source of this 1133-nucleotide messenger RNA. It is a transcript of the gene TMEM79, whose product is annotated as transmembrane protein 79. The coding region runs from base 1 to 885 and encodes 294 amino acids. Gene Ontology annotation, biological process: regulated exocytosis. The transcript has 4 exons. Gene Ontology annotation, cellular component: trans-Golgi network membrane; lysosomal membrane. NCBI's taxonomy places the organism in Eukaryota, Metazoa, Chordata, Aves, Apodiformes, Apodidae. The record is from RefSeq and is a predicted model, not a curated record.